Arachis ipaensis is the source of this 582-nucleotide messenger RNA. RefSeq lists its product as uncharacterized. NCBI's taxonomy places the organism in Eukaryota, Viridiplantae, Streptophyta, Magnoliopsida, Fabales, Fabaceae. The record is from RefSeq and is a predicted model, not a curated record.
AUGACUGCUGAUGACGCAAUGAAAUCAGACUCCCUAAUUCAAGGUCAGUGUUAUGUCAAAUCUCGACUCUUAACUGUACUGUAUGACUCUGGUGCAUCACAUUCAUUUAUAUCUGAGACUGUUGCGCAUGAGUUGGGAUUAGAUUUCACCAUGUUAGAUUAUAAUCUAAUUGUUCGUACACCCACAUCUCAAAAUGCCUUGACUAGUCAAGUAUGUCAACAGGUGCCUUUUGUUAUUGAGGCUAGGACUUUUAUACAUGACCUGAUUUGUUUGCCUUUGUGUGGUUUAGAUAUUAUCUUAGGUCUAGAUUGGUUGUCUAAGAAUCAUGUUUUCCUUGAUUGUUUUAAACGAAUUGCUACAUUUCCAUCAUCUGAAAUACACACUGAACCAGUUAAGUCUUGUACUUUCUAUUUGAAUUCCCUAAGAGUUAUUUCUAGUAAUAGUGGGUUAGAGGGUUACGUUCUACUAUCGGCUAGCUCAGAAACUAAUGAACAAGACUUGGAGCAAAUCCGAGUGGUGAAGGAGUUUCCUGAUGUUUUUCUGGAUGAUAUACCUGAGUUUCCACCUCAGAGAGAAAUAUAG